Gongylonema pulchrum is the source of this 225-nucleotide messenger RNA. Lineage: Eukaryota; Metazoa; Nematoda; Chromadorea; Rhabditida; Gongylonematidae. The record is from the annotation of a GenBank genome assembly.
AUGUUUCAGGUGAAUGAGGAGAGCACGGAGGCAGCAGCGGCAACAAUGAUCGGCAAGGUAAAUGAGGAGGGUACAGAAGCGGCAGCGGCAACAAUGAUCGGUAUGGCCCGUAUUACAUCGGUCUCAUUCGAACCACAGCCAAAACGUUUUAUCGCUGAUCAUCCAUUCCUUUAUGCCAUCCUUCUUCGUAAAAGAACACUACUUUUUACCGGACGAAUGAUUUGA